Podospora pseudopauciseta is the source of this 1584-nucleotide messenger RNA. RefSeq lists its product as uncharacterized. Gene Ontology annotation, molecular function: monooxygenase activity; heme binding; oxidoreductase activity, acting on paired donors, with incorporation or reduction of molecular oxygen. NCBI's taxonomy places the organism in Eukaryota, Fungi, Ascomycota, Sordariomycetes, Sordariales, Podosporaceae. The record is from RefSeq and is a predicted model, not a curated record. The transcript is spliced from 4 exons. Bases 1 to 1548 code for a protein of 515 amino acids.
AUGACGCUUCUCUCAACCACAGUCCCGCAUCUCCAAGCCGCCUGGGAUGUCCACCCUUACCUCCUCCUCUCGGUUCCUUUUGCCCUCUACCUCCUCAUCUCCAAUGUCCGAUCCUAUCUCAAACUCCGACACAUCAACGGCCCGUUCUUGGCGCACUUCACCUACGUCUGGUUCGUGGGCAGUGUCGCCCGAGGAAAGAUGCUCAGCACUCUCCAGGAACUUACCUACAAGUACGGCCCUGUCUGUCGCAUUGGCCCGAACGAUCUUCUCGUCGGCGACUUUGACGAGGUUGUCCGCAUCAACGGGGUGCGGUCACCCUAUGUGAAGAGCGAUUGGUAUACUACUAUCCGGUUUGAUGUUGAUGGGGGGGACUCGGUUGUUUCGUUGAUGGAUACUGCGGAGCAUGAUGUGCGGAAGGCAAAACUGAUUAAGGGGUAUGAAGGGAGGGGGAAGGGGCAGGAUAAGGGGUGGAUGGAUAAGGUUGUGGAUAAGCAUUUGGUGGAGUUGGUGAGGUUGUUGAGGGAGAAGUAUGUCAAGCAGGGGAGGGAGAUUAACUGGACGAAUGUGAUGAGAUAUUUUAGUGCGGAUGUUAUGGUGGAGGCUUUGAUGGGUGAGGCAUGGGGAGACCUUCAGACGGAUAGUGAUAUUCACAAGUUCUUCGAAAUGUCGGAUUAUUCUACGCCUUACAUCCAUACUGUUGGAAGUUGGGGGAGUCUUAGGUGGCUUACGAGCAGCUGGUGGUUCAUUCGCAAGGCUGGGCCGAAGGUGACGGAUGAUCAUGGUUUGGGCAAGUUCAUUUCCCUGGUGAGAGAAGAGGUCUCAAAGCGUUUUAGGGAUCCCGAAUCCAAGAAGGGCGAUAUGUUGGCCGACUGGAUCUCUCAAGGGCUUACCUCACGCGAAUGCGAGCUUGAUGUCAUCCUCGGCGUGAUAGCAGGGGCCGACACCGUUGCCGUGCCCAUGCGAACCAUCUUCCUCUAUCUCAUCACCUCUCCACUCGUCUAUUCCAAGCUCAAAGACGAGAUCACAACCGCCAUCAAGACCAGAGCCAUCUCAGAACCCAUCACAAACCAACAGGCUCUCAAACUACCGUACAUGCAAGCUGUUAUUCACGAGGGCCUCCGCAUGAUGCCCAUCUCUGCUUUCGGCUUCCCCAAGAGAGUACCCGCGGAGGGAGACAUGAUUUGUGGCAUACACGUCCCUGGUGGAACAGACAUCUUCCCUAACAACCUCGCCAUUCAACGAAGCAAAAAGGUGUUUGGGGAUGACGUCGACGUUUUCCGGCCAGAGAGGUGGUUGAUUGAGAACACCCGAGGACCGGAACACCGCAGCUUGAUGGUCCGACACAUCGAAGUCAUCUUUGGUCAUGGUAGAUGGCAAUGCCCGGGGCGGAUGCUUGCUUGGGUUCAGCUGAACAAGGUCUUUGUGGAGGUUUUGAGGAACUUUGACUUUCAGGUUGGCAACCCGAGAGAUCCUUGGAAAUUGGGGGUUUAUAGUUCGGUCACUGUUGGUGACUUUUGGGUGAAAGGUGUUGAAGCAAGGCCAGAGUAAUAGGAGUCGGAUAAACAGUAAUAGCUACAGACGGAA